Quercus lobata is the source of this 2079-nucleotide messenger RNA. RefSeq names its product beta-glucosidase BoGH3B-like. Gene Ontology annotation, biological process: glucan catabolic process. Lineage: Eukaryota; Viridiplantae; Streptophyta; Magnoliopsida; Fagales; Fagaceae. Bases 78 to 1973 code for a protein of 631 amino acids. The record is from RefSeq and is a predicted model, not a curated record. The transcript has 9 exons. Gene Ontology annotation, molecular function: beta-glucosidase activity.
AAAAAAAACACUGGUUUCUUGGCGAGGUUCUGCUAUAAUUGGAGUUGGAGAUAUUGAAAGAGCUAUAGCUUUGAAGGAUGGCGGAAAGGUUUUCAAUAGCCCUCGUGGGGCUUCUGUUCCUAUGUUGCAGUUGGACAGUGAUAGUAAACGCUGAAGGAGAAUACUUGAAAUACAAGGACCCAGAACAACCCAUUAAUGCUAGAAUAAGAGACCUAAUGAAACGGAUGACUCUAGCAGAAAAGAUUGGUCAGAUGGUGCAAGCAGACCGCUCGGUAGUCUCGCGUGAAAUUAUGAGGAACUACUCAUUAGGCAGUGUACUGAGUGGUGGAGGAAGUGAGCCAUUGCCUCAUGCUACACCACAGGAUUGGAUUAACAUGGUCAAUGAUUUUCAAGAGGGUGCUAUCUCUAGCCGUCUUGGGAUUCCUAUGCUUUAUGGCAUUGAUGCAGUUCAUGGCCACAAUAAUGUGUAUAAGGCCACCAUUUUUCCCCAUAAUGUUGGUCUUGGAGCUACAAGGGAUGUUCACCUUGUGAAGAAGAUUGGCGCAGCAACUGCACUUGAAGUUAGAGCUACUGGGAUCAACUACGCUUUUUCUCCGUGCAUUGCGGUGUGUAGAGAUCCCAGAUGGGGUAGAUGUUACGAGAGCUUUAGCGAGGAUCCCGAAAUUGUGAAAAAGAUGACAGAUAUCAUAAUUGGGUUGCAAGGCGAGAUUCCAGCUGAUUCACGAAAGAGUGUCCCAUAUGUUGGUGGAAAGGAUAAGGUUCUGGCUUGUGCAAAACACUUUGUGGGUGAUGGAGGCACCAUUAGAGGCAUCAAUGAGAACAACACUGUAAUUGAUAGGCAUGGAUUACUGAGCAUUCACAUGCCUCCCUACUUGGAUUCUGUUAUCAAGGGUGUUGGCACAAUUAUGACUUCCUACUCCAGCUUGAAUGGAGUAAAGAUGCAUGCUAACCAUGAACUAGUCACCAAUUUUCUCAAGGGCACCCUCAAGUUUAGGGGUUUUGUGAUCUCUGAUUGGCAGGGUAUUGACAAGAUUACAUAUCCACCGGGUUCAAACUACUCAUACUCAGUUUUGGCUGGAGUUCAAGCUGGUAUUGACAUGGUCAUGGUUCCCUACAACUUCACUGAUUUCAUUGGUGACUUGACUGACCAUGUCAAUAACAAACGUAUCCCUAUGAGUCGUAUUGAUGAUGUUGUUCACAGGAUUUUAAGAGUUAAGUUUAUGAUGGGUCUGUUUGAGAACCCCUUAUCUGAUGAGAGCUUUAUUGACCAACUUGGAAGUCAGGCACAUAGAGAUUUAGCACGAGAAGCUGUGAGAAAGUCACUAGUUCUCUUAAAGAAUGGAGAAAAUGCAGAUAGUCCAUUGCUACCUCUGUCGAAGAAUGCAUCAAAGAUCCUAGUUGCUGGAAGCCACGCCAACAAUUUGGGCUAUCAAUGCGGUGGUUGGACUAUCGCUUGGCAAGGACUUAAUGGAAACAACCUCACUGCAGGAACGACGAUUUUAAGUGCUAUUACAACUGCUGUUGACCCCAGCACAGAAGUUGUUUAUAGCAAGAACCCUGAUGCUGAUUAUGUGAAGUCCAACAACUUCUCCUAUGCCAUUGUUGUUGUAGGAGAGCACCCUUAUGCAGAGACACUAGGAGACAGUUUGAACCUGACAAUUGCUGAACCAGGUCCAAGCACAAUCACAAACGUGUGUGCGAGUGUCAAGUGUGUUGUUGUGGUAGUCUCUGGCAGGCCUCUUGUGAUUGAACCAUACAUAUCACAAAUUGAUGCACUUGUUGCUGCAUGGCUACCGGGUUCUGAAGGCCAUGGAGUUGCUGAUGUUCUUUUUGGUGACUAUAGAUUCUCUGGGAAGCUUGCUCGUACCUGGUUCAAGACAGUGGAUCAGCUACCAAUGAAUGUUGGUGAUGCUCAUUAUGACCCACUAUUUCCAUUUGGGUUUGGACUUACUACUGAGCCAGUUAAGGCAUAGAGUCUCUCUCUUAUGUGUCUUUUCUUUUUCUUUUUUACCUUCUUGGAUUUGUUUAAAUAUUGGUUUAGUUGAUAAUGUUUAAAAGUCACAAAGGUAUGAGGAAAUU